AAUCCAAACACUUCUCUUCUCUUUAAAUCCCUCCAUUCCCUUUCUUUUCUAUUCAAAACAGAUACAUUAAUUAACACCAAAGAAAAUAUAUUUUAUUAAAAAAAGAUGGGAGCUGCAAUUGGCAUUCUUGGGAAAUUUGGUCUGCCAGGAGUGCAAGCAAUGUCAACAGAUAAAAUUUUUGAAAAAUAUUUUGAUAAAGUGAAGACCUUUGAAGAAUUUCAUGAGGCUUUCCUGGAGUGCUUGAAUUAUAUCAAUAAUGCCAUGCCCGGAUUUCAUUAUACUCUGCCACCAUAUAAAGAAAUCAAGAAAGAAUAUGACUCAAAAUGGAACAGCGUCGUAGAAAAGGAAAGACAGGAAAGACAGGAAAGUUUGAUUAAGUUGUUAAACAGGUAUAUGAGCCAAACUGCUGAUAAUAGUACAAUUAUGAUGGCCGGAAUAAUAGCACCACCAGCUGCGGUGAUUUUGAAGAGGGCUGGUCAAAAUAUACCACAAGUUAAUAAGUUACGUCUUCAUCUUGUCCCUGAUUGGUUAUUUGUUCCAGUUUGCACUAUUAUUGCUAUCACAGGAGCCAAAGGUUUUCAGUCCAAACCAAAAAACACAACAUGAAAAUUAUUGCUUAUUUUCUUCUUUUCUAUGGGAUUUGUUCACUGUUAAUAUGUGUGUGUAUAUAUAUAUAUAAUUCAAGUCAUCAAUUAAUGUUAAACCUAGCUAUUAUUUGUUAUGUAUUUUAAUUAUAUUUUAAAAAUAAGUUUGAAGCUACUUUG
Messenger RNA from Dioscorea cayenensis subsp. rotundata (Guinea yam), 764 nucleotides. RefSeq lists its product as uncharacterized. The transcript has 4 exons. The record is from RefSeq and is a predicted model, not a curated record. The coding region runs from base 106 to 606 and encodes 166 amino acids. NCBI's taxonomy places the organism in Eukaryota, Viridiplantae, Streptophyta, Magnoliopsida, Dioscoreales, Dioscoreaceae.